Molecule: messenger RNA, 813 nt
Organism: Nothoprocta perdicaria
Lineage: Eukaryota; Metazoa; Chordata; Aves; Tinamiformes; Tinamidae
Gene: ZIC5
Product: Zic family member 5
Exons: 4
Coding region: 1-813 (270 amino acids)
Biological process (GO): central nervous system development; regulation of transcription by RNA polymerase II
Cellular component (GO): nucleus
Molecular function (GO): RNA polymerase II cis-regulatory region sequence-specific DNA binding; DNA-binding transcription factor activity, RNA polymerase II-specific
Source: RefSeq, a predicted model, not a curated record
AUGCGAAUUAAGACGUAUGGAAUCGAUGACAGGCUCACGCCACGCGGCGCCUACCGGGGGCUGCCCGCGGGGACGGCACCGCAGAGCGCCUAUAGCCGUCGCCUCCCGCCGCUCAACGGGCACCUGCGCCUGGCGGCCGCGGAGCUCUACGCGGAGCGCUACGGGGCCGCCUCGACGGCGGCGCUGCGCGGCUACGUGAAGCUGAGCGGCGGCCCGGCGGGGCCCUGGCUGCGCGGCCCGCGGCCGCCCCUCAAGCAGGAGCUCGUGUGCAAGUGGGUGGCGGCGGCGCGCGCGCCGCGCCCGUGCGCGGGCACGUUCGGCACCAUGCAGGAGCUCGUGGGCCAUGUGAGCGCGGAGCACGUCGGCGGGCCCGAGCAGAGCAGCCACGUGUGCUGCUGGCAGGAGUGUCCCCGCCGCGGGAAGCCCUUCAAGGCGAAGUACAAACUCAUCAACCACAUCCGCGUGCACACGGGCGAGAAGCCCUUCCCCUGCCCCUUCCCCGGCUGCGGAAAGGUCUUCGCCCGCUCCGAAAACCUCAAGAUCCACAAGCGGACGCACACAGGGGAGAAGCCCUUCAAGUGCGAGUUCGACGGCUGCGACAGGAAGUUCGCCAACAGCAGCGACCGCAAGAAGCACUCGCACGUGCACACGUCGGACAAGCCCUACCUGUGCAAGGUGCGCGGCUGCGACAAGUCCUACACGCACCCCAGCUCCCUGCGCAAGCACAUGAAGAUCCACUGCAAGUCGCCGCCGCCCUCGCCGCGCUACGCGGCGCCCCCCGACGGCCCGCGCGCCCCGGAGGGACUUCGGUGA